Neoarthrinium moseri is the source of this 2640-nucleotide messenger RNA. RefSeq lists its product as uncharacterized. Gene Ontology annotation, biological process: ubiquitin-dependent endocytosis. NCBI's taxonomy places the organism in Eukaryota, Fungi, Ascomycota, Sordariomycetes, Amphisphaeriales, Apiosporaceae. The transcript has 3 exons. Gene Ontology annotation, cellular component: cytosol; plasma membrane; cytoplasm. Gene Ontology annotation, molecular function: ubiquitin protein ligase binding; protein-macromolecule adaptor activity. The record is from RefSeq and is a predicted model, not a curated record. Bases 1 to 2640 code for a protein of 879 amino acids.
AUGCAACUUUCCAAAACCACGCUCAACUCAAAGCCUCAAACGAAGAUUCCAAACGUUCCAUUGUCGCCAUCUGCGCGGCGGCGACCUGCAGACGACAACCUCCGCCGGGCCCCGAGCCAGCCCUGCGCCUGCGCAUCGCCUCCCGAGCCUCAAGGCCCGUCCUGGAUUCCCAACGACACGCGCCUCCCGUCGUCGAAUGCCACGGCCGCUUGGCCAAGCAACACGCGUGGUCCAAUGGGUGCAUCCGGCCGCACCGCCGACCUACCAAUCGAAGAUGGACCGUCAAAAAGGUCGCUCUUCUCCCUUUUGUCCUUGCCUCUGCGGUCCCGGACUCGAAAUCGCAAUCUCGCCGAGUUCUACGUGCAGGUGGACGAUCCCCACCGCCAGUACUCUGCCGGUGACCAUGUGACGGGCUCCGUCAUUCUGUCCGUCAUCAAACCCGUCCGCAUCACCCACCUGACAGUCUGUCUGCAUGGCCAUGUUCGGGUGUAUAAGAACGCGGCGCAGGUGGCUUCCAUCAACCCCGCCAUUGUCCCCAGCGAGGGGACCAGCAGCACCCGGUACUUCGGCAAUGGCCAUGCCCAGCUGUUCUCCGAUGAGCAGGUACUCUGCGGCGAAGGCCGCCUAGAGGCCAGGCGAUGGGAGUUCAAGUUUGACUUGCUGUUUCCGUCCAAAGGCCUUCCUAGUAGUAUCGAUUUUGAACGGGGUUCCAUAUCAUAUUUGAUCACAGCCACUCUCACCCGCCCAACGUCGAUAGCGCCAACGACGAGUGCUGAGAGGAAGCUCUCAUUCCUAGAGAAAGUAGAUGUAGGGCUCGUCCCAGUACCUAGGGAACGGAAAGUCACAAUGCAUGCCAUGCACAAGCGGAGAAGAAAACGGACGGCCGCCACAGCAAAUACCCCGACCAAGAAUCAUUCGACGGGUGUAGAGGGCCAUGAGCAUGUAUCCGACAUGGACUCGAUGCGGGCAAAUGAGACGUCGAAUGACAGCUCUGUCAACCUAGAAGAGUCGAUGCACCCGCGGCAGGAUGACCACCACUUACCGCGGAGUCCGAUCCAAAGCGAUAUCCAGAGCGAAGUCAGUACCGGAAGCGCCGCCAGCCAUAACAGCAAUAGCGCCCGCGGUGCUGAUGGCAGCAACGGAAGUAAAGUGUCGGGGGGAGCUACCGAGGACCGUGAAAUCACCGCCACAGUGGAACUAUUAAAAGGGGGAUGCACACCCGGAGACUUAUUGCCUGUGAGGAUCAAGGUGGACCACAACCGCCGCAUGAAGAGCUUGCAUGGGAUUAUUGUUACCUUUUUUCGUCAGGGCAGGGUCGAUUAUGCGCCUCCAUCAACGCUUUUUACGGAUCUGUCAAAGGACGACAUUAAGAAACUCGAGCGUGAGGAGUACUACCCGAAAUCGAGGACUGGUUUGGGCGGCCUGUCUUUGUCAUCAGCAGGGUCUUGUAGCGUAUUCCGGAAGGACCUCUCUCAGGCCGUCGCACCGCUCAUCAUCGAUCCGCGGACUCUAUCGGCAAAUAUCACCACGUCUGUUAGGGUACCAGAAGAUGUUUUUCCAAGCAUAAAAGGCGUCCCUGGAAGUUUAAUAACUUUCAAAUAUCACGUGGAGGUUGUCGUUGAUCUUGGCGGGCGCCUUGCUGGUCAAUCACAAGGCAGCACACAGCAGCCAACUAGAAUGGCAUCAAUGUCAGUUUCAGCUACUGGUCCUUCACAGGACUCGUACGACAGGCAGCUGAGUAGGCUUGCGAACUGGAAUGGCACGAUAGUCGACACGGAUCACCUGAGACGUGAAAAGGGGGUUAUCUCUGUCUCUUUCGAGGUCGUGGUGGGCAACGUAGACACCAACAGAUCACGCUCAAAAUCGGUUGCACGGCCGGCUCUUAACCUCCAGCCUCCAUCUGAGCACGGAUACAUUGGAGAGUCGCAUGACAUGAGCUAUACAUGGCAGGAGAGAUAUGAGGAAGAUGGCGAGCAGAGCGGGUCUAGGUCUCCCUGGAAUGCAUAUGACCAAUCGCAGACACAAGCCCCUCCGGGCCCUUCGCCUCAGGUGCCUCGUUAUGAACCCCAGGGUCAUGGCUCUCAAGCUCCAAGUUACGUACCACCACCUCAGCUUCCAGCCCAAAAUGGCUUGUCCGAGAAGGAACGUGUUCGGCAAGCUGAACAGCGCCUUUUACCGAGUCAACCCCCGGCUCAGUCGAGCGAACCUGAAGCUGGUCCCUCGCAACCAUCUGCUCCAACACCGAAUGGCUUGGCGGCGCAGCCCAGUGAUCCCGUCGCAGAGGCCGAGACUUCUCACAGUACGGGCGAGGAACCCUCUGCACCCACCCUGGCAGACCUUUCUUCAGCAACACAUACGAAUUCAACAGAUGAUAAGCAAGAGCUGGAGCGGAGGCGUCUUCUUGCAGAAGCAAGCUCGCCGCCAGAAAUGCCAGAAGACUAUGAGGCUGGCGGUCCGUCCGCUCCAGCUAUCAACAUUGCUGGGCCCCCCACAAGUGAAGAGCCUUCAGCACCAAUGUUUGAAGAGCACGAUGCGUAUGGAUCCCGUGAUCCCUACGAUAGUAUAGCUGGACCAUCGACAGCUACCAGUCCGCAUGGACAUGAUCAUGGGACAGAUGAUCUGCCCAGGUAUGAGCGAUGA